CUAGCAACCGUGAACACAACACAGAGGUGGAGAGGGAGCUGCCGAUAGGCCCCGGCGGCAUCCCUGGGCAGUGGGCACCCCUCGCGCGGGAAGUAAUUGCCCCCAGAACUGACCUCUGAUUUCUUGACAAAGAGAAUGGGUAAAAAAGUAAAGAAGGAAGUGGAGCCUCCUCCCAAGGAUGUGUUUGACCCUUUAUCGAUUGAAAGCAAAAAAGCAGCAACAGUGGUGCUAAUGCUUAAUUCGCCAGAAGAGGAAGUUUUGGCUAAAGCAUGUGAUGCUAUAUAUAAAUUUGCAUCAAAAGGUGAUGAAAACAAAGUGACACUUCUUAGUCUUGGAGCUGUGGAGCCUUUAUUUAAACUAGUCUCACAUGAAGACCCACUUGUGCGCAGAAAUGCCAUCAUGGUAUUUGGAAUCAUGGCUUCUAAUAAUGACGUCAGAAAAUUAUUAAGAGAGCUAGAUGUCACAAAUUCAGUCAUAGCUCGGCUGGCGCCAGAAGAAGAUAUAGUUGUCCAUGAGUUUGCCAGUCUUUGCCUAGCACAUAUGGCAGUUGAAUAUACCAGUAAAGUGCAAAUAUUUGAGCAAGGUGGACUAGAACCACUUAUCAGAUUGCUAAGUAGCCCUGAUCCUGACGUUAAGAAGAACUCUGUUGAAUGCAUCUAUCACCUCGUACAGGAUUUUCAAAGCCGGGCUGCAGUUCGUGAACUAAAUGCAAUUCCUGCCUUGCUGGAACUGCUGAAAUCUGAAUAUCCAGUUGUUCAAUUGUUAGCUCUCAAAACCUUUGGUGUAAUUAGCAAUGACAGAGAAACCAGGAUAAUACUGAGAGAAAACCAAGGAUUAGAGCAUCUUUUUAAGAUACUGGAAACUAAGGAAUUUAAUGAUCUUCAUGUGGAAGCUCUUGCAGUGGUGGCAAAUUGUCUUGAGGAUGUGGAUACUAUGCAACUAAUUCAGCAGACAGGAGGUCUUAAAAAGCUACUUUCAUUUGCAGAAAUGUCUACCAUUCCUGAUAUUCAGAAGAAUGCAGCAAAGGCAAUUACUAAAGCAGCUUAUGAUCCUGAAAAUAGAAAAAUUUUGCAUGAAGAAGAGAUUGAAAAAUGCCUCAUCACCCUUUUGGGAACUGACAAUGAUGGUGCUAAAGCUGCUGCUUCUCAAGCUAUUUCUGCUAUGUGUGAGAAUUUAGCUAGCAAAGAUGCUUUUGGAAUCCAAGGGAUUCCCCAGCUAGUUCAGUUGCUAAGCAGUGAGAAUGAAGAGGUAAAAGAAGCUGCUGCCAUAGCUCUGGCUAAUCUCACAACAGGCAGUCCUAGCAAUGCAAGUGCUGUUGCUGAAGCUGAAGGAAUCGAGCCAUUAAUAAAUGUCCUGAGUGCUAAGAGAGAUGGGACUGUUGCUAAUGCAGCUGCAAUACUAACAAAUAUGGCCAUGCAGGAGCCAUUACGUCUCAGCAUCCAUGGUGUUAUGAAUGCAAUUGUAGAACCACUACAGUCUACCAACAGCCUGGUACAAAGCAAAGCAGCACUCACUGUGGCUGCACUUGGUUGUGACGCUGAUGCAAGAACUGAGUUAAGAAAUGCAAGUGGACUUGAACCACUCGUUAAAUUGCUACAUUCUAAGAAUGAUGAAGUCAGAAGAAAUGCCUGUUGGGCAGUUAUGGUUUGUGCAAGCGAUGAACUAACAGCAGUUGAACUUUGCAGACUAGGUGCUUUAGACAUCCUGGAAGAAAUUAACUUGUCAACAGGGCGCAAAAAUAACUUCAGUGAAGGAGCUCUGGACAAGCUACUUGAUAACAACCUUUCCCAAAAGUACAGCCAAAUGGGGUACUUAUCAUCCAGUAACAUAAUUACUGAUGGGUUCUAUGAUUAUGGUCAGGUAAAGCCUGGAGUGAAACUUUUGUCUUUGGAGGAACUGAGUAUACAAGAGCUUAAUGAUCAUCGUGCUAUAAUUUUAGUUAAUGCUAAACUACCAGAAGUUUCCCCCAGUGCAGAGGACAAAUCACAAGAUCUAUAUUAUGGGCGAACCGCAUCUUCUUCUUCUAUUAGAAAAAGUAGUAAAGAAAGAACAAGUGCAGUGGUAUCUCCUGUGGAGGAAAAACAAGACUCUUCUGGACGAUCUCCAUCUUCGCUCAGCAAAAGCAGCACUAGAGAGAAAGGCUCAAGAAAAGGGAAAGGAAAAAAAGAAGAAGAUAAACCAAAAGAAGAAGAAGAGUUGCAAACAAUGCCUAAAGUCCAGCAGGAAGUAAUUUUUGAAAAGUUACCGUGGCUGCCACCAUUUGACUCCAUUUUACUGGAUUACAUUACUGAUGCUUCCAAAAUAAUCCUACCAUUAACUACUACCAAAGAACAGGUUGUGGCACUUGCACUGUUUGUUGCAGAUAAGAUGGGUGGCCCAAUUGAAAGAGACAAAUUACAUGAAUUCAGCUGGGAACUUCAUAUAAGUGAAAUUGAAUUUGAACUGAAAUGCAAUGUUGUACCUAUUGGGAAAAUCAAGAAAGGGACUUUCUACCACAGGGCUUUGCUUUUCAAGGUUAUAGCAGACAGAAUUGGCAUUGGCUGUAGUUUAGUUCGUGGAGAAUACGGCAGAGCUUGGAAUGAAGUUAAAUUAGUUGACGAUUCUCCUCAAGGAAUAACUGGGCUUCUACUUCCUCCUCAAAUGUAUAUUGUAGAUCUAAUGUACCAGCCAGGCUGCUUAAUGAAGCAAGGUAGUGCAGAGGCAGAUCACUACCAACGUAUUUAAUCCUAAUGUCAGAUCUCUUCAAAAAGAAAGUAUUUUUAAAGAGAUUUCAUUAAUAAAUUUGUAUGAAACAUAAAGAUUUGUGGCCCCAACUUUCAGUCUUAGGUGCUGAAAUUAAAGCACCUAUUCCCACAUUAAGUUGUCUAAAGAGGCACUUCAGUUCUUAAAUAUCCAUUUUAGGUGUCUACUCUAAAUCCUUGUUUGUGAUCCAGACUGUGAAUUUAGGCAUCUCAUUUUAGGUAUCUGAGUUUGACACGUUAGACAUGUUAUUCAUUUUAUUUGAUGCUGUAUUAUAGAAUAAAAUGUAGAGAUCCAGACUGUCAAUAUUGGUGGGCAUAAUACUUGACUGUGCAUUAUCAUUUCUCCCAGUAAAUGUGUUUAAAGUAUUUAAGAACUAAAGGGUCUGUUUUCUUUUCCUUUGGCUCUCUCAUCUUCCAUUGAUGUUAAUGGGAGUACACGAGGUGAGGAGAAUACAAAGCUAAUGAAAUAAUUAGACAUGGUUAAACCAAUUUAUAAUAUCUUUUUUGUCAAAAUAAGCAAAGUACUAAGAAUUGUCUUAGGCUUUGUCUACACCAGCAGUUUUGUCGGCAAAACUUUUGUCGGUCAGGGGUGUGAAAAAACACACCACACCCCUGGCCGACAUAAGUUUCACUGACAAAAGCUAUGUCUCUCCCACCGACGUAGCUACUGCCACUCAUUGCGGGUGGUUAAUUAUGCCUGUGGGAAGCUUGGCUGAUUGUCAACAAAGUGCUUCCAUCAAUAACCAGGGUCAUCAGCAUGUGGAAUGCAUGCUUUGAGAGAUAUGAUGAGAGGUUUGUAUUUGUAUUCAUGACUGCUGAUGAACCAGGACACUACCAUUCCUCCCCCACCCUCUGCCCCAACUCUACAGCCAUGUGGUGUGAUUUCCUGGUGGGCUGUUUGGUAACAUUUUCUCUUCUUUGGUUGUAAAGAGAAACAAAAUGCAAGUCAUUUGAAGUAAAAAAUGAAAAAUACUUUUCUAGACACGUAGCAAACACAUUUGACAAGAAGACACUCAGCAAAACACAUUAUGGAUAACAGACAACUUUGUACACUGUACUUUGACAAGAUUUCAAAAAUGUCAUUUGUGUGCAGUUGUUUUGGAGGCAGAUUUUCUGUCAUGCAUUUAGUUUUAUAUGAACUGAAUUCUAUUGCUUGAAAACUAAAUCACCAGGAAGAAAUGCCCUUGGCUAGCAAAAAUUGACAACAAACCACGUGCAAGUUCAAAGUUGACUCAAUACCAACAGAAUACGUGAAGUUCCAUAGAAGCAUUCAAGGUGAACUUUACUUUGAGCUUUUCCUUUACAGCAUUUAACUAAAUAUAACUCUCUGGGUAUUUGAAAAAAUAAAUCAUUGCUUUCUCUUGACUAUGCAGGCACUCUUCCAGCUAGGUCGUCAAACCAGUCAGUCAUGGACUGCUUUGGCUGCCUGGAAUCCAUGCAAUUCACAAAUGCAGGUUGAGUGAUAUAGUCUUUAUACCUAGACUUCAUAGAUGGUAUAUGGAAUAGAAAUGAGAUAUGACUGGAAAAAAUAAUCCAAAAUUCAGAAGGUGGAGAGUAGUCCACAGUAUUUAGUAUCUUGGGAGUGUCAGAGACACAUAAGCUACAGAACUCCUCUUUGAGCUUGUGCAGAGUGAAGAAGAGGCCAUGGCUAAGGCUAUGAUUUUUUCACCGAAGUCACGGAAUACGUGACUUCCAGCAACCUCCGUGAAUUCAGCACUGUUCACUGGGAGCUGCAGGGUCCCCAUGUCCAAGUGUGCUGGGGCCCCCCUGGAGUUCCCAGUCACCGUGUGCAGCGGUAGCGCAGCUCCUGGCCGCCACAGGCAGCAGGGGCCUCCCAGUGGAUGCAGGCAGAGGGGAACCCCUGAAUCUCCAAGCCACUGCAGGUGGCAGAGACCCCCCUGUGGCUCCCAGCCACCAUGGGCGGUGGGGGCCCCCUGCAGCUCCUGGCUGCCACGGGGGGCAGGGGACCUGAGAGCUCCAAACUGCCGCAGGCAGCGGGGGUACCCCGAAGCUCCGAGCCAGGGGAUCCUGGAGCUCCAAGCCCCCACAGGUGGUGGAGGGCCCCAGAGCUCAGAGUGGCCCCCACAGCUGCCCAACCUCUGCAGGCAGUGGGGGCGCACCCCGCAGCUGGGCUCCCCAUUUUGUCACUGAUAUUUUUAGUAAAAGUCAGGGACAGGUCACGGGCUUCUAUGAAUUUUUCUUUAUUGCUCGUGACCUGUCCCUGACUUUCACUAAAAGUAUCCAUGACAAAAUCAUAGCCUUAGCCAUGGCUAAUGGCUGUACCACUAUUGAAAUAGAAGACAAAGCUUUUGCUAGAGCCAUGUCCCACUAUGACACCAGUCAAACAUUUGGAAGUCAACAAAUAUCCUGGCCAAUCAAAAUGUCAGUAAAUUUAAUAGGACAUAUUUAUCUCCUUUCCUAAAUUAAAGGGCCUAUUUAGGCCUCUUGAAAAAUUUCUGUUGAGAAGGAUGAUUUUAACACCUCAAGUAAUUAACAAAAAUCUAUCUCCAUCCCUGAUUUUCAUCAGAAUAAAUGUUUUACUUUGUUUGUAGCAAAGUGGAAAUAAAUUGAGAGGGGACCAUGAGAAAGAAGUGUAAUUCUGGGACAUAACACAAAGUCACACACAGAAACCUUCUAUUAAUUUUUACUGGAAGGAAUUUGGUUUUAGAUUUGGGAAAUAUAUGUUCAAUAUGGAAUACAGCUGCAUAUGGUGAGAAAUUAGACUGUACUGAUAGGAGCUGGGAUUUGAUUCCACAACUCUAACUGAUUCAAGUGGUCAAAGUAGUACACUGAAGUCAGUGGGGCUGCACAUGUGAGUAUGAGUUGCAGUGAUGCUGUUUGUCUAUAAAUUGUGAAGUGUUGCUCCAUGCUUACAAGUUCUUAUGCUGGUGGAAAGGCCCAUUAAAGUCAAUGGUGUUCUCUGUGGGCAGUUCAAGGUUUUUCAGGUGUGGGAUUGUGGCUCAGAGCCAAUUCUGGAUUAAUUAACGUUGUAAUAAUGCAUUGGCGUGGGAAAUGCAGUCUUGGUAGCUGCUCAUCACUGGAUGCUGAACAUUUGCACUUUGGGUGGGCUGGCUUUUGGUGGUGAGUGUGAUGCCUCUUGAAAGGUGAUAUGGCAAUUGAAUCCUCUGUUUUUUCCCUAGAGCAGGUGCAGAGAAUGUACAAUUUACUCCCAGCAGCAGUGCAAACAGGCCCACAUGGGCCCACCAAUAUCUUUCACCCAGAUCUGGAGAAACAUUCAGGAUAACUGAAGUGUGUUUUAUCUUUGUGUGAUCAGGGAACAGAUGCUAUACAAAUGAUAGAGUUAACACUUUUCAAGUAGUCUCUAAUUACACCAGUAAUAAUAUACUAUGGCAAUGACUGAAGUGUGACAAUAUGCCCCUCUCCCAAGUUGUGUAUUCACUUUCAUCUCUUUAUAUUGCUGGUUAUCGAUACACCUAGAGAAAUCCCAGGCUUAAGAUAUUCCAGUUAAUUUUAUGUUUUUUUUCCUUGUAUUGCUCUAGUCCAGUGGUUCUUAGUCUUUACUGUAGCCUGCACCCCUUUGGUUCUCAAAAUAUGUUCUCGCACCCCGUAAACCUAAGAAAUAUGUUCUCACACCUCUUAAACCUAGAUAUAUUUUUGUUUGUAUAUCACAGUAAUCAUUAAAAAAUGUAUAAUGUUAAUAAAUACAUAGGUUUGAUGAAAAAAAGUA
This is a messenger RNA of Malaclemys terrapin pileata, 6429 nucleotides long. RefSeq names its product armadillo repeat containing 3 (gene ARMC3). Lineage: Eukaryota; Metazoa; Chordata; Testudines; Emydidae. Gene Ontology annotation, molecular function: protein binding. The transcript has 20 exons. The record is from RefSeq and is a predicted model, not a curated record. The coding region runs from base 136 to 2724 and encodes 862 amino acids.